AUGACGGUCAGGUCAUUACAGCAGGAGGAGGCAGCUCCCACAACCCCGAGCUGCUACACAAGUGGGACAACUCAUUCCCCAGAUCAUACCGUCUAUACUUCCACGAAAAGGAAUCCUCAAAAACUCCCAGAACUUCCCAGGGCCCUAUGUGACCCCACCCUAAGUUAUUUGCAGCCCUCAGUCCGUGAGCCGAUACAAACACGUCCCCCAGCUGCAUACCCUCCCGGACACCAGGAUGCGUACGGCACGGUCCAUCCACUAUCAUCGUCCCUCCCACUGCCCGCCGAGCAUCUGCAUACAUCAACUUCCUAUAACAACCCGGCGUUUGGCAUUCCUCAAAAUGGUAAACCUCAUCGCGCACGAAUGGCCUGCGAUCCGUGUCGAGCCCGGAAAGCAAAAUGCGACGAGAAACGUCCCGCUUGUGGCCACUGCAAGGAAACUAAUCUGAUCUGUGUCUACAAGGAUGUACUACUCCCUAAACUUGACACAGACACAAGUCUGAUCCUAAAGCAACUCAAAGAGCUGAAAGAUCUUAUAAAUAAGAAGAUGUCCGAGUUGCAAAAUGAUCAGGCCAAAAAUGGCCUCCAACUGAGCCAGCUGACCAACAGUGCUUUACAAGAGCAGAGCUUUCGCGUCUCCAAAGAUCCGUCGAAAAAAAUUCCCCAACAUUUGCUAAGAAUGAAAAAUGCUGAGGCCUUUGAUAAAAAUUACGUUCGGAAGGCGAACGCGCUCGGCACUAACAGCAACCAGAUUUUCGUGACUGGCGAAGAUGGCGAGCUGUCUAUUCCUAUAGAACAUACUACUGCCGCUCACAAGUUACUGUUAUGGCCCUCCAUCAAAGAAAUCGUCCAGCCUUCGGGAUAUGAUAAAGAUUAUGUGAUGCAGUUAGAAGAGAAGCGCGGUCUCAUUUGCGUCUACGGACGAGGGGAAGAUGACAAAACGAGCGAGAAUCCGAUGGUUUCGGUUUCGACCAGAUCAAUUAACACGAGUGCCGCCAUACCGGAAGCCUACAUGCAUUCCCCCUCCCCCAGCGAGCCAUGGGGCGAAAUCAACCAGCCGCAGUCGAAGCUCACGGACGUUGGACUGGAUGAUUCCGGUCGGGUAACAACUACCCCGGAUACAAUACGUCGCUAUUAUAGUAAUUAUAUGGAGCAUUUUCAUAAGCUCCAUCCGUUUCUUGAUCAGAAAGAUUUAGAGCAGAAGAUCGAAUGGUUUAUCAAGGCAUAUUGUCCCGGCACGGGAGCCGAAAUGCCCCGGGGCACUAAACGGAAACUCUCGUGCGACGCUCUUCAAGGUGCAGGACGCGAAACGGGAUCCCCCGUUACCGUCCGAGCUGAGACAAGAUCCCAUAUUAUUGAAAAGUCGAUCAAUAACGCCAUUAUCUUACUCGUCUUAGCGCUGGGCAGUAUUUGCGAAGUUCGGGACCGACCCGUUCCUGGCCCCAUCAUGGAUUGCCCUUCUUCGCCCAGUAUGUUUUCUCUUGCGAGGUCAGACGCGGUAAUGGCCUCGCAGGCCAACAGCUUCCACUCGAACCCUACCUCUUUGAAAUCCUCCUGGAUGGGAGACGGUCGAAAGAAUACCGCGGGACGUCCCUAUACUAACGAUCAGACUCUACGAAACCUUGAUAUCAUUCCCGGAUUGGCAUUUUAUGCAUAUGCUACCGGCAUUCUCGGGAAUCUCCAAGGCGCGAAUGGUUUAUACCAUGUCCAAGCGCCAUUACUUGCGGGCCUCUAUGCCGGUCAACUGGCUCAUCCUUUCCAGAGUUACGGGUGGAUUUCUCAGGCUGCCCGAGUCUGUCAGAUUUUGGUUCGACCUAAACGGUAUGAUAAGAUGUACGAUGGCCCUAUGAAAGACUUGUAUGCUUUUGCGUACUGGACCUGUCUUCAGUUAGAAAGUGACAUUUUAGCCGAACUGGACCUCCCCCCUAGCGGUAUCUCGCGAUUUGGGACGCACGUUUCAUUUCCAAAGGGUUACUUCACUCACAGUCUUCCGAACGAGAUUUCUGCACCUGAGACGAUAAUGAUGUUUUUCUACUCAGCGCAGAUUCACCUCCGGAAGUUUCUCAACCGCGUCCAUAUGAAUUUGUACAAGGCUGAUAAGAAUCGCCAGUCCCACUGGCCUCUUGAAGUGCUGGAGAUCUUAAGCACAAACCUUGAGCAGUGGCGGGAUAGUCUUCCCGAAAUUAUGAAGUGGAAAGAUAGUGACCUCCCGUCGAAUGAUAUCAAUGUCGCCCGUAUGCGGGCUAAGUACUACGGUGCCCGUUAUAUCAUUCAUCGGCCUCUUCUUUAUCGUGCACUCCACUGUACGGGACAAUCAAAUGCUCGGGCAUCGUCAGUUGGCUGCCCGGCCACCCCGGCUGCGGGCACCAAGGCUUCCGGGCUGAAAUCGCAGCAGAUCUCCCCGUCAAUGACCCAUAGCCAAAGUGCUACCGACAUGAGGCGCUGGCGGAGCGAAACUGGCCCCGCGUAUGCCCCGUCACCCCCGAAUCAAACCGCGGGUCCGGGCCAGUGCGCGUACCACGAGCUACCAAAGGAACUGCGUCGCGCAUGCAAUAUAUGCAUCGAGUCCGCGAUUAAGAGCACAGAGGCUUUUGACGGCAUCAAAGGCCGACCCAUCCUCACUAACAUAUUUGGAACGGCACAUGCACAGUUUGGUAAUAUGCUAGUCUUAUCGGCUACAUACGAAUCUCACUUGUCCGUGCUGGUUAACCGAAAUGACCUCGAGCGCCUUCUGCAGCGGACGAUCAAUUUCCUGUUACAGAGUCGCUAUAUAUCCCCCACUCUGCGCGCUGACGCGCAAAUCCUGACCCAGAUCUACACGAGGUUCUUUGGGGAGCCCGCAGGGAGCUUCACAUCGCAUGUUAACUAA
Aspergillus affinis is the source of this 2868-nucleotide messenger RNA. RefSeq names its product C6 finger domain protein. Gene Ontology annotation, molecular function: DNA-binding transcription factor activity, RNA polymerase II-specific; zinc ion binding. The coding region runs from base 1 to 2868 and encodes 955 amino acids. The transcript is spliced from 7 exons. Lineage: Eukaryota; Fungi; Ascomycota; Eurotiomycetes; Eurotiales; Aspergillaceae. The record is from RefSeq and is a predicted model, not a curated record. Gene Ontology annotation, biological process: regulation of DNA-templated transcription.